AUGGGAUCAAACGGCACAACCCAAAACGGAUCAAACUUCGUUUUGACCGGCGAUGCUCUACACAAAGCUCUCCCCGACAUGGGGAUGGCCACCAGAGCCGUUCACGCCGACGACUUCGUAACUCCACACCGCGCAAUCGCACCUGGAAUGCAUGUCGCCGUGAACUUUCGCUACGCACGAGACCCAGAUCAUCUCGUCCCUGAAGAAAAUAACGACCCCAACGCCCCAGACGACUCACACGUAUAUUCGCGCUACACAGCCCCGAAUUCCAAGCGUCUAGAAGUCCUCCUCCGCAGCCUAUUCGGCGGCGAAGUAAUAACCUACUCAACGGGACUCUCAUCAUUCCUAGCAAUGGUCGUCCUAAUCAACCCAAAACGCAUCUUCAUCGGAGACGGAUACCACGGCUGCCACGGCGUCCUAGACAUCAUCCACCGACUAAACGGCAUAGAAAAGCUCGAGUUAACCGACGUCGACCAAGCCGGUCCAGGCGACAUAAUCCACAUCGAAACACCGCUAAACCCAACCGGUGAAGCGCGCAAUUUAGCCUACUACCGCGCCAAGGCGAGUGAAAAAGGCGCAUAUUUGACAGUUGAUUCGACAUUUGCGCCGCCGCCGCUGCAGAAUCCGCUCGAUUUGGGCGCGGAUAUCGUUAUGCAUUCGGGCACGAAGUAUGUUGGUGGUCAUUCGGAUAUGCUUUGCGGAUUGCUUGUUAUUCACGAGGAUCGGGUUAAGGAUGGGUGGUUGAAGACUUUGCAUAAGGAUCGGCAGUAUAUGGGUGGUGUUAUGGGGAGUUUUGAGGGGUGGUUGGGCAUUCGGUCUGCGAGGACGAUGCAUUUGCGUGUUAUGCGACAGGCUCAGACUGCUGAGAGGCUUGUUGCGUGGCUUCAGGAGCAGUUGAGUGAUAAGAGCUCGAAUCCUGUGAACCAAGUGCUUGAGCGGGUGCAGCAUGCUUCGGUGCAGUAUGAGGAUUUGAAGGAUGGGUGGCUGCGGAAGCAGAUGCCUGGUGGAUUUGGGCCUGUGUUUUCGAUUUGGGCGAAGAGUCCUGAGCAUGCGCGGAGCUUGCCGAGUAAGAUGUUUGUUUUCCAGCAUGCUACGAGUCUGGGUGGUGUUGAAAGCUUGAUGGAGUGGCGGGCGAUGAGUGAUGCUGGUUGUGAUCCGCUGCUUUUGCGGAUUAGUUGUGGCAUUGAGGAGUUUGAGGAUCUGAAGAAUGAUAUUCUGCAGGGAUUCAAAUCUUUGUUGCAGGAGAACUGA
Molecule: messenger RNA, 1251 nt
Organism: Penicillium waksmanii
Lineage: Eukaryota; Fungi; Ascomycota; Eurotiomycetes; Eurotiales; Aspergillaceae
Product: cystathionine beta-lyase
Exons: 2
Coding region: 1-1251 (416 amino acids)
Biological process (GO): transsulfuration
Cellular component (GO): cytoplasm
Molecular function (GO): carbon-sulfur lyase activity; pyridoxal phosphate binding
Source: RefSeq, a predicted model, not a curated record